Messenger RNA from Motacilla alba alba, 8538 nucleotides. RefSeq lists its product as uncharacterized. The record is from RefSeq and is a predicted model, not a curated record. NCBI's taxonomy places the organism in Eukaryota, Metazoa, Chordata, Aves, Passeriformes, Motacillidae. The coding region runs from base 1636 to 2868 and encodes 410 amino acids. The transcript is spliced from 3 exons.
UGUUCACUGAAUCCUGAGUGUGCACUGAAUCCCGAGUGUUCACUGAAUCCUGAGUGUGCACUGAAUCCCGAGUGUGCACUGAAUCCCCAGAGUGUGCACUGAAUCCUGAGUGUUCACUGAAUCUCCAGAGCGUGCCCUGCCCGUGGAACAGCCGAGUUCGUGUGUUCUGCUGCAGCUCUGCUCCCCUGGGUUUGGGGUCUUCCUUAGCUCUCUCCAGGCACCGGCAGCACGAGGGAGCAGAAUUCUGCUUCGGGCUGUGUGUGAUCUGGGGAUCAAGGCAGCUCUCUGUGUGUUCCUGCAGGGAGCUGGCUUAUCCGGCAGGGAGCUGGGUCUGCUCUGGGCUGGUGGCUGCUCCUCCCCGGGGAGGUCGGGAUAGAGCAGCUUAAAGGCCAAGCUGCAAAGCCGGCCUACUUCUGUGUUUUAAGCUACAGAGUUUAAGUACAAGGGGGUGGAAGAUCUAGGUAACAGCAUAAACUACAAGGCUUUGCUCCUCCAUAGUUGCAAGUUGACUUGGGGUUUAGUCCGUGUAGUGGAAGGUUCUUCAUUUUGUGGAGCAGCUUUUGAAUCUUACUCAAGCAGAGAAGAAGGCAGUUUAAACCCUUUUCUCUUUCAUUUUAAACACCAUCUCCCAAAAUUCCUCAAACAUGGACAACAAGGCUUUUUUCCUCCAGCGGGAAAAAAAGAAUUCUCAGCGGAUGGUUUUGGUUCCCCGGCCUCGGUAUGAAGACAGUUCUGCUGCUGCUCCAAGCAGGGGUGGCUGGAGCACCUGGAUUUCAGAGGCUGAAGUCUCUGCUGCACCUCUACCCUCGAGGAAAGCUGCCAGACUUUUUUUUGGGUGGAACAUUUUGGAGAAGCAGCAAAGGGCUGGUGUAGCUCGGAGCCUGUGUGCAAGGCAGGUUGUGUGGCAGGGCCAGCUCUGCAUUCCCUGUGACACACUGGCGUGCUGCAGGGACAACGUGAAGUGCAGCCAUUCCUGCCUCUGGCCGUGCUUGUCACCCAAGCAGGGGACAGCCUGUUCUGCAGCCUGAGGGGGGCACAUUGGUGGGGCAGAAAGAGAAAUGGCACAUUUGAUUCAAUCACAGGAUCAGCUGUUCCCCGCUGGGUCCUGACUCCAGCAGUUGUGCCUCAAACUUCCAUUUGGCUUCUGAACACUUCUGUUUCACUUCUUAAGAGCCCGAGUGACUAAUGACCCCCAGGACAGCCAGUGCCUGGGCACAGGAGUCAGAGGGAGCUGCACAGACUUUACCUGAAAGCUAAUUAAAGCUAAAAGUAGUGGUUAGAAAUAUUUCCUGAGUCCUUUGCUUGUGCAAGGUGAAUCCUGAGCAAAGGAAAGCGCAGAAGAACUACCACUGUCCUCGUGGACCCCAAAGGUGGAGCGUUAGGGAAGCGCUAAUCCCUGCACAGCCUCGUCACCAAGAGGAUUAGGCAGGAGUUCAUCUGCUCGCCGAGGGGCAGGAGGGGCACGGCUCGGUAAGGGGGCAGCGGGGAGGGCAGCGGGGGUCCCGCGUGUCCGCUCCCCUCUGCCUGUGCUGGCUCACGGCGAGCCGGGACAGAGCCAGGGCAGCCGCGGUGAGGCUGAGCGGCGUGUCCGGCCCGCAGGAGCCCCGCUGAGGCUGAGUCCGGCCCGCAGGGGCCAUGGGCCGGCAGCGCUCCCCGCCCGGGCGCUGCUGGGCGCGGCUGCUGCGCGCCGGGGGCCGCCGGCUGCUGCGGCUCUGCGGGACGGCGCUGCGGGCGCUGCGGCGGCUCUGGAGCCUGGCGUGGGUUGGUACCGCACAGCCCGAACCCAGGGAGCCCCCCAAACCUCUGCCGGCUCCAAACGGGGCGCGGGGCCGGGGCGCUGCUGGGGUGCAAUCGCUGCACCGCUGCUGCUGUGGGCUCGAGGGUGUUGCACUGGGGGCUAAGGGCGGGAUGCAAUCGCUGCACUGCUGCUGCGGGAUGGUGGGUGUUGCACUGGGGGCUGCAGGCAGGGUGCAAUCGCUGCACUGCUGCUGCGGGGGGCUGGCAGGUGUUGCAGCCGGAGGCGGGGAGCGCCUCACCGCAGCGCCCGGUGCGGGAGCGGCACCCUCGUCCCGGGGCGUGCUUGGCUCGGGGCGCUGGGCGGGUGGGGUUGUGCCCACCGAGAGCCCCGGGGACGCGGGGACACCGCUCCAGGCUCUGCACACCGCUCAGGUGCUGCUGAUGUGCUACAAGAGCUGCUGGGAUGGCGCCUUCCAGGUCACCGAGGAGGUAACGCCCCGCUGGGAGAGCCCGAGCCCUGGGCAAGCCCCGGGACCGCUGAGCCCGGUGGCAGCGCCGGCUGGGUGGCACCAGGGGGGCCCAGACAGGGCUGGUGCCAGGGGCCAUGGGCUCGGCUGCCCGUGGACCUGCGAGCCCCCGCUGUCCGUGUUGGCUUCCAGCUCGGCACAGCCCUGCAGCUUAGACUGGAGGGGAGCGAGGAGGAGGAGGAUGUGGACUCGGAUUCUGUAUGGGAGCCUGGACAGACAGUGGCAGCGGCGCAGCGAGGCCAUGCUGGGGAGGCUGGAGGCUCUGGAGGCCGAUGUCCGCUUCCUCUGCACCGAGCUGGGGGCUGAGAAGCUUCUGUGGAGCAGCCGGUUCCUGGAGCUGCUGCGGGAACAGCAGAGCCUGCGCCAGCGGGUGAGUCCCGGGGGUGGCAGCCCCCGCAGCCCCCGUGCCAGCCCAGACCCUCACACCCCGCUCCAGCUGCAGGAGCUGCCCUGGCGGUGGGACAGUGGGGACAGCCCCGAGCUGCUGGGGGAAGCAGAGGACCAAAGUGCCAGCGGGAGUGAGGGAGAGAGCCCGGAAGGACAGUGGAUGGAGGCACCUCAGCAACCACGUGGCUCCAUCCAGCGUGACAGGCAGAAAAUGUAAGUGAAGCUGUGAGCAGAGCCUCAGCAAAGCAGGCAGGAUCCACACAUUCCUCCCUGCCCAGGCUGGUGCAGCCCCAGCUGUACCCCUGCAUGUGCCUCCAUCCAUCCCUUGGUGCUGGCUGGGCCUGGCCCAUCCAGCAGAGCUGCAGGCAUUCCCCAGGAGCAGGAGCCAGCGGGAGGCAGGUCAGGACAAGCCACUGGCCCUGGGUCUGCCCCAGGACACACCACAGCCCUCCCUGCCCAGGGCUGCCCCCAGGCUGACUGUGCCUGGUGAAGCCCACCGAGUAGCAUCCUCCUGGCUCUGCUGCUUGUUGGGAGUUCCAGGAACAAGAGUCUGGUCAGCACCAGCUUCAGUCACCUUGCACUGGGGUGAGGGAUUGCAAAACUCACCCACUGACUUCCUGAUGGGCCAGAUCCAUCCUCUCCAGCUGCUCCCGCACAUGUCGCAACCUGGGCCGGCUCCUUGAAACAGCAGUCAAGGGCAGCUGGCUCCCCAGGCACGGCUGAGGGCCCCGUGCUGGCCAGAACAACUGGCCCAGGAGCCUGCAGGGCUGGGGGGCUGCCCAGCACCCGGGCCUGGCCCAGCACAGGGGGCUGCACCCUGCCCCAGCCUCCCACUGCUCAAUACAGGAGCUGCUCUCCAUCGCUUGUGUCUGCCUGGUGUUUCCCCAGCAGGGCUGGGACAGCUGCAGCAGAGCCCUGCAGGCCCCCAGCUCUCUGGGGAGGGGGACAGGAGGAGCUCUGGCUGAAGCAGAGCAGGAGCAGCACCCCCUGCAGCAGGGGCUGGGCUCCAGCAGCAGCAGGACCGGCAGGGAUCUGUCCUCCCAACGUGCCCGUGCAGCUCCCGCAUGCAGGGAACUGAUGCAACGCCAAUAGCAGCAGCCUGACUCACCCUGCACCCGGGGACAGCCCCGUGCUGCUCAGAAACGCCACAGAAAAGCAGGUCCUGCCACUGAGCUGGCAGCUGCCAUGGGGGUCCCAAGCUGGCCCCCACUCCUGCAGGAAUCACAGCACUCUCCAUGCUGGAACCACGGGAGCACCAGACAGUGGUGACAAGGUCCUGCUCCUGCUGUAGCCUCCGUUCAUCUCUCCGUGGCAAUCCUUGGGCUGGAAAUCCCCAGCCAGCCCACAGACCAGGGUGCAGGAGGAGGAGGGUGGAGGGUGACAUCAAGCAGCAUGAGCUACAGCCAGCAGCUCUGCACCCCUCUGGAGCAGCCCCUCCCCACAGCACCUGCAGCAAGGCCAGAGCCACCUCCCAGGCCACAGAAACCUUUCCCCAGCCAAAGCUCCUGACCUGUUGCUUAACCUGAGGCUGCAUUGACUUCAACACUCUUGUGCAACACUGCUCCCCAGCCCUGGCCAGGGCCCUCGGUGGCUUUGGCAGGAGGGCUGAGCCCGCUGCUGCUGCCCCAGACAGGGCUCUGGCUUCCAGGGGUAGCCCCUGGCCUUGGGGAACACCGGGGAAUUCAGGGCCCUCAGGGAAGCAUGAGAGAGCUGAAGAGCACGUGGCUGGAGGGCAAGUGCUGUCAGCAUCUUGACAACACACACAGAUACAACUCAACUGCUUCUGGCCUGCAAGUGCCAGGAACAUUUCUGCCUCCCUUGCACAGCAAAAUUCCAGGACCAGAACCAAUUACUACAGCAACUGGUUUUGCAUAUUUAAAAUCUUACAGUACCUACAAUAGGAAACAUCUUACAGAGCAAGAGGAAAUUAAACAGGUAGCAUCACCAACACCAUCCCAGCCUCCCCCCACUGCCCUGGGGCAGCACCCAGCUGCCCCCCAGCACCUUUCCCUUCUCCUGUGUGCAGUAACUCGCUUCCUGCAGUCCUGUCUCACUGCUGUGAGAGGCUGUGCUGCUGCAGCACUUUGGGGUACAGGGUGCACAGCUGCUGCCAUGCUCAGCACAUCCAUUCCUACAUCCAUUCCUCUCUACAGGGAGAGCAGCAGUGCAGCAGGCUCAGCACUGGGGAGCAGGGGCUGGAUGCUGAACCUGCUCCCAUGUACAGCCCCCAUCACCCCAUCCCCUUGCCCACAGCCUGCACAGGAGCCUUCUCCAUCCCUGCCUCUGGAAAUGCUUUAAGAUGUUGGAACUGAGCUGGCCACAUCCUGGAAAGCCCCAAGGGGAGGAACCAGCCGAGUUCAAAUGGAAGUUCAGGGAGCAAGGGCAGCACAGGGCAGCGGAGAGAUGAGCAAGCCCUGGAGAGCAGGCUGGCCCGCCUGGAGGAACCAGCCUCUCCUGAUGCUCAGCACGAGGCUUCAGCGGCACACAGCUGACAGGAUGAGGGCUGGGAAGCCCCUGAGCACAGGAAACCUUCAACAGGCCCAUGUGUGACCUCCUUCUCUCCAACAGCCCGGGGAGCUGACCCAGUUUGACAAAGCAGCCGAAAGCAAACACGCAGCAGUCACUGCAGGCUCUAGCCCUAAGCCCCAGGAAGCGCUAAGGCAGAUGAUGCACCCCCAAAAACCCCCACCCCAACAGCCCCAGCAGGGCUGCCAAGGUGUCCAGGCAGGCAGCCCCACCCCUCCUGGCACUGAGGAGUGGGUAGGGGAAAGACUGUGCAGCAGCAACAGUUCCAACCAGCAUUCCCAUUUCCCAAAUCUCUGCUCCAGAGAGCCUGGGGAACGGGGACACAACACAGAACCUUGCGUGAACGAAGGAGAAAACUCAGAGCACAGCAGUGGGAUUGUGGCUGGGCUUGCUGGCUGCCCCAGCAGCACACACAGCAGCCUGGGGGAGUAACUUCAACCAGAUCUGUGCUAGGGCCUGACCCUCCCAAACUACUGUGUGCCCUCAGGACUGUCACUGCAGUAGAAACAUCACAACCCCAGUCAGUCAGCUCCAGCUCUUCCUCUCCUGGUUGUGAUAAUGAACCUCUGCACUGAUCCCUUUGUCUCUCAGUGCAGCUUUGAGACACAAAACCAAACACUGACUCUUUUACACAUCCUGUAAAACUAGAAUUAUCUAUUGUCUUUUACAGGAACACCAGCCUUAAAAUCCCGCAGCAUUUUUCAACUACAGAUCCCAUUAAGGACAGCAGCAAACUCCUCACCUGGUUAAAGGUGUGCUCAGAUCCCUGACACACCUCUCCAUCCCCCCCACCACACACACACAGAGCCACACGAGCCCUGUCCCUGCAGUGACAGCCUCAGAGGCUUCCUCUCCCACAGUCAACACAGACUUCAGCCUGAGAGCUGCAGGUUUGUUUUGAAAUGCAGCUGGUCUCUGGGAGCACCUGCCUCCCUGGUUUCUGAUUAACUGGAGUCACUGCCCUGUGGUAAACGAAGAGCACAAGUUUCAAUACAAACCAUAAAGUUAUUUAACCAGUGAGAUAAGAACAUUCUGUGCUGCAGUGGAGCAGGUGGGAGGGGAAGAUCCUCACACCACAAGGUGAGCACUGAUAUUCCUGCUGCACUUCCAGUCCAUAACAAACCUUCAGAGCAAAACCUGGACGUGUUACCAUUCACACACUCCACACGCAACAUCUGACACAGAUGUACUGUAACUGGAUAAAACAUGUAUUCAUUUCCAGGCUGUACUGUGGAAUUGCCCCUGAAAGCCAAACACAGUCCAUGCCGAUUCCAAAGCUGCCAGGAGCGUGGCAAUUCUGCUGCUUUAAACGGCAAUAAAUGCUGCUUCAGCACCUGAGGCACAAACGCUGCGGUGCUGAGAGAGAGCCAGGGCUGCUGCUCGUGCCACCUGCCCUGCCAGUGCCUGCCCUGGGCACGGAGCAACCCCAGGGAGGCCAAAUCAGCAGCAGACACUGCACAUGCCCUUAUCUGCCACAGCACAUGGAUGUUUUGGUCUCACUGCAUCGAUUAGCAGCCUGCCAAUAAGCAGCACACAGAGAUCAAAGCCUGUCAGAGCAACCCCAGGGAGGAAGGAGAAUUUCUCUGGCUUCCCUGGAAAGCCAACCAAAAUGCUGAAUGUUCCUCCACAAAGCCACCAGAGCCCAAAUAUGUCAAGUCAGCAGUUUUUAUUUAUAUAACACAGUUUUUCUUUGCCAGAGCUGUCACAUGGCUAUUCGGUACAUGCCUAUACUGCAUAGUGAUACAGAAAGUUCAGCAAGUGUCAGCUGGGGAGUACAAAAUGUUAAUCUUCUCAUUGCAAGAGAGGCAGCAGAUACCAGCAUUCCACCAGAAACCCAAACCCACCUUGCCAGGUAACAUAAGGCUGAGGUGAGAACAGCAUUGAUUAAAACUGCAAGCAGCAAGGUGCUGAACAGUGACAUUAAAAACCAUUUUAUCUGUCAUUUACAAAUAUGCAAAGUAUCAGGUUACUUAAAAUUAAGAAGCAUUUUGCUUACUAACAUGAAACAUUACUAAUUUGUAAUGUAUCAUUAUUAACCAGGUAUACAGGUUCCUGUGUCCCUGUGGUCUCAUGGCACAUGGUGCCAGUCUGGGCAGGUCAUUCCUUGGACAGCAGAGGGAAGAGAAGGACAGACAACCCUGCUCCCAGGAGGGUUUCAGGACCGGCUGCCCUCCACUCUCCCCUUCCUAAUUUGCCACUCAACAACCUUGGUUUAACCACAGAAGGGCGUAUUGUAUUUAGAAAACAACACCACACACAGAUACAAUGUGUAUCAACAAAUCAACUGCUUCUGGCCUGCAAGUGCCAGGGACAUUUCUGCAUCCCUUGCACAGCAAAAUUCCAGGACCAGAACCAAUUACUACAGCAAUUGGUUUUGCAUAUUUAAAAUCUCUUACAGUACCUACAAUAGAAAACAUCUUACAGAGUAAGAGGAAAUGAAAUAGAAACAGUCUUGCCAAAUAAUUCUUAUUCUACAAUUCUGGAUGCUGCUCUAGUUGGGCACAGCCAAAGGGGACAGGGGAAUAUUGGUGAGGAAAAAGAGGAAGCAACAGCUUUGCAACACAAAAUAUUAAAGGCUCCUCAGGAAGGCCCCUGGCAGCAGUCCAGAUGUGACUGCAGCUGUUCUAUUGCUGUCUGAAGGCGAAAGGCACAUAAUAAAUCCUUGUCAGUGCUGUACAGAGCCAGCCUGGGACAGAGACAGCUCCAGAGCAGCACUCACAGCGUGCUCAGCUCACCCACCUGCUCUGACGCUGCAGCUGUCAGCACAUACCCAGCACACAGCUCACUCACAGCUCGGGAGCAGUGUCCAGCCACUCCUCCUGAGCAGGGACUGUGCUCCUGGCAGCUGAGAGCUCACUAAGCACUCGUGGUCCAUGGGGCACAAUUACCUCAGGAAGAUCAGCUGAGGUGGGAGGGGUGUGGAAAACAUAAUUCAAGAAGUGCACUAGUAAAACCAGUCAGAUAAACCCAGCUUCAGAUUACAUUAAUAACCCAACAUUUGCCACAGAUCUGAAUGGUGGGAUUUAGUAAAGAGGCUUAGUCAGGACCUAGCAGCAGCACUGGCAAGGCAUUUGGGUCCUCAGAAACUAGCCUUGGGCCGCUACAAAGGCGGCACCCACUUCUCUCACAUCCAGUUAUGGACAACUGCAGGAGCUCAGGGUGUGCCAGACUCCCAUGAACCCCAAAGGAGCAGUCCUGCUCUAGAGCUACAGCCUCCCUUCCUGCUUAGCCCCUGGGGAAGGUAGGACACUGGGGUGUUCUCACCUCUCCCACAGGCACGUGGCCAUGGCUAGAGCACAAUUUGCUGUGAGCACAGCACCUCUGGCACCCAGGCUCCAGCUGGAGCCCAGUACUUCCAAAG